Molecule: messenger RNA, 2311 nt
Organism: Hyalella azteca
Lineage: Eukaryota; Metazoa; Arthropoda; Malacostraca; Amphipoda; Hyalellidae
Product: caspase-1-like
Exons: 7
Coding region: 22-1074 (350 amino acids)
Biological process (GO): apoptotic process; proteolysis
Cellular component (GO): cytoplasm
Source: RefSeq, a predicted model, not a curated record
AGUUUGACUAUAAAUUUUGCUAUGGAAGGAGUAAAUAUUCUGGCAGAAAAAAAUGGCUCUAUGAUAGAAAAUCUUGGUUUGGAUCAGGUUUCCUCUUCCAGCAAGGCAGAAUGUGUUUCUGAUUCUGUUGCGUGUUUGUCUCUAAAUGAACCAGCAUUUAAAGAAACCUUCAGUAAUGGCCAGCUAAAGUGUGAAGAUGAUGGGAAUUCAAAACCUCAUGACUUGGCCGAUGCAGGAGGACAGGGCUUUCUCCCAGGGCCAGCCUAUGGUUCUUCUACUGGCCAGUCAAGAAGAGUCAUCCCAGCACAUACCCCUUGGAAGAAUUUGUACUACAGAAUGGACAGUCAGAAGAGAGGUUAUUGCCUUGUCUUCAACCACAAAAAUUUCCAUCCCAAAGUCAACAUGAAUACACGUAAAGGAACAGACAAAGACCGGGAUGAUAUUGUGAAUCUCUUCACCAAGCUCAACUUCACUGUUCAAGUAUUCAAUGACUUGACUCUGGACUCACUGAAGAAACAGCUUGAUUAUUAUGCUUUGGGAGACCACAGUGCCUAUGACUGUCUAGUUGUCUUCUUCUUGAGCCAUGGAGAAGAUGGUGUGUUCUAUGCUCAGGAUGCAGCUUUCCGCCAUGAUGAGCUCUUUGAUGUGUUUGAUAGCAGCAACUGCCCAACCCUGGCUGGAAAGCCCAAGAUCUUCUUUAUCCAAGCAUGUCGUGGAGGACAGUUGGACCGCGGCGUCCUGAUGGUUGAACAGACUGACUCGCCAGGGUCAGAGUACAAGCUUCCCGUCACUGCUGAUUACUUCACCAUGUGGAGCACUGUUCCUGGUUACUAUAGCUGGCGCAACACUACCAACGGUUCAUGGUUCAUACAGUCGCUGCUGAAGGUUCUGCGCAGCCACGUCACACGAUUUGACAUCGCAUCUCUCCACUGCCUAUUAAACCAACACAUGAUCACGGAAUACGAGAGCAACACGCCUACUGACCCUGGUAUGCACAAAAUGAAGCAAGUUUCUUCAUUCGUCUCCACGGGCACGCACCUCCUGCACUUCUUCCCCCCAACGCCUAAGAAUUGACUGCUUUGGGAGCACUUGAGUGUCACAGAAGCUUCUUCGUUUCCUGACUUGAGAAAUUUGUCGGAAAUCACGGCUGGUUUGAUAGCCGGUCAGCCGUACAGCUCAAGUGCUACCAACUGUUAUGGCCCUGAGACAAGAAGUGAAGAACGUAUUGUAGGGUAUGUUUCUCCUUUCACUUCGCUCUAUCGACCUUUGAACUCAAUUGCUAGACUUUACAGUCCUGUGUGUGCAUCUGCUCAAAUUGGGCUUCAUGUUCAGAAGUCUGAAGCUUCUAUGAACCAUCUUAUUCAUGUCGAGAAAUGUUGCCUGUUUCUGUGCCAUCCUCAAAUGUUCCUCAUGAGGCUGCUUCUACUUCUGAAAAAGUAGAAAUGAAUCUUGGUCCCUCUUUGUUGAAUGACCAUCAUGUGAACAACAACAAGGAAGUGCCUCUGCCCAGAGUGCAAUUUAAAGCCACCGUUGAAUCAAGCGAGACUCGCAGCCUUGUUGCUUCAUCUAUUAACCCUCUCACCAGGUCAGAAAAACUUACAUCUAGUGAAGUCUCCCACAAAACUCCAGUCGUUUUAGAGGAGGAAAAAUUGUCUGGUGAAGUCUAUUUGCACAAUAAAGAGCCAGCAAAGACUAGAACUGCCAAGCCUAGUGCUGAAUGCCAUAAAAAAAGGCGUUUCGGCAGAGUCUCGGAUUAUUUCCGAGCUCGUUGGCGGAGACUCAAAAAGUUUUCAUAAAAAGAUUGUGAAUUCUGAAGACUUCAGGUGACGGAUAAUUUUGACUUGGGUGACCUUACUUGGUGUGUUGUUUGGAAAUUGAUGAGUUGGUUAGAGUUCAAUUCUCUAAUUACUGUUGCUUGACGACUUGGGAGAUGAUCAUUAACUUUGAAAGAGCAUCGUCUGAAAAUUUAAUUACUGUGAAGUUUUCCUAUCAAGCUCGUCGACUCUAAUUUAUUCUUCAAUUUAUCAGAACUGAAAAAUUCACGUCAGAUUGCCACAUUUCUUGAAAAUGGUCUUAAAGUCAAUUUUGUUGUAAUGUUAGUAUAUGGGUAUUUGGUGGAUUUUGUAUUAACCCAUUAUGUCAAUUUACUGUUUAUUUUAUGAUAUUAUGAUUGAUGUUAUGUAUCUCAUUCUGAUAUUAUUGACGGUAGCGAUUAUAAAGCAGUGGAAUAGUUUCAUAUAGAAGUUCAUGCAAAGUUUUUGUUCACAUAUUAACAAAAAAAUUCUUCUAUAUAUGAGUAUAAAAACUACCA